GCCCCCGCCUGGGCUGGCUGCCCUCGGCCACGAAUGGAGGGAGGCGCGCGGCGGCAACGCGCCCCCACACCGUGAGUUUCGCGGACCAGGUCGUCGCCGUUGCGGCGGACGGCAGCGUCCAGACGGAACCCCUGGGUGGCAGGCCGCGCGAACGACCGCCCGACGAUCACCUCGGUCACCUGCGGCGGGUUUUGCGCCAGCGGCUCGAGGAGGCGCGGCGGCCCGCGCUCCCGCCUGCUGCCGCCCUGUUGGGCCCGCUGCCCGACGGGCUCAAGGUACGGAUCAUCGGCAUGUUAUCCCUGCCCGACAAGCUGCGGCUGUUCCAGGCCUCCUGUGGGGUCGCCUGGACCUUCGAGAGCAGCCCCUGUCGGUUCGCGGAGGCGCUGGAGUCGGAUCUGCGGGACGCCGGGCCCCUGCAGCAGCUGGAGGGCGCCAGGCCGCACAGGGGCGCGAAUGCCGACGUGGACCUGGGCCUCGGUUCCGGCUCCGGCUACCAGCUGUCCAUGCUGAGGGAGUACAGGGCCCUGGUCGCGAAGCAGGCCCAGGACAUCCGCUCCCUACAGCAAGGCUGGGCUGCUGCGGAGCAUUCGCUGCGGGACCAGCUCGCCACGCUCAGGGAGCAGCUGCAGGCGUGCAUCGCGAGGUGCACGGAUGUGCCUGCGGCCGUGGGCGAACACAACGACGACGCAUCUGACGGCUCGCUCCCGCCCCUCGUGGUGGAGGAUCGAGGCGACGUGUGCGAGUUCGCCGACGCCGACGGGUUCGACACCUUCGAUGUCUUUCUCGAGGGGGCUGUGGGCCUCAGGGCCUCGCCUCCCCUGCCCGCUCUCACCGACG
Messenger RNA from Prorocentrum cordatum, 837 nucleotides. Lineage: Eukaryota; Dinophyceae; Prorocentrales; Prorocentraceae. The record is from the annotation of a GenBank genome assembly.